UUUGAUGUGGCUAACGUAGGUGUAUAACGGACAAUACUAGUGCAGUGCUUGUGUGACUCAGUUUGGCAUUUACACGUUUAUUACAGCUUUGUAACAUGUUUAUUAUGCUAAAAAAGGAUCUAGUUCUGGACUUUUCUAUUUGGCGGUAUAUCUACCUUGUGCUUACACUUGCUUCACACUUAUUUUUCUUUGUGCACAGAUGAUGUCCUGGAAAAAUUACGGGAGUUUCAAGAGGGUCCGGAUCCUUCAAGGAAGCUGAAGGAAAAUAUCAGUGGGAAGAUCUACAGGGUUAAAAAGUUUUUAACUUUUUAACCUUCAUGGCAGAGGGCAAGUCGAAUCUAUCAAAUAUGGUCUUCCUCAAUGAGACCAGAAAGAUACACUCGUGAGUAAUUUUUCGUCUUGUCCUUACUGUGACCUGUGAUGUUUUCGUUGUUUGAGAACAAGUUGCUUGUAUAGCCCACAAUUAUGUUCUGCCUUGUUUGUUUGUGUGCAGCUGGGUAAGCUCCCUCCGUCAAUCCGGAGUGACAGAAACAACGAUCAAACACUACGUCGAUAACGUCUCCCAGUUCAUCGACUUCAUCGCGGAGACACCUCCUCAGACGUCACGCCUGAGCAAGAACAUGAUGAUCGGCCUAAGGCGGGAGAUGAAGGGCCUGAGGAAGUCCUUAAAGAAGGGGGUCGCCAUGCACAGGACUUCUGUAAAGGCUUCCAAAGAGGAGAAGGUGCUGAGCAAGGGUUUGCUUUUAGAGUGCCGGAAUAAAUCAAAGCUGGGCAUUCCCGAAGCACUUGGUAAGUUUUAUGUGAACUGAACAAGUUAAAAAAUUGUCAAAUGCAAUCAAGAUGUGCAUUUUUAACUCCUCUUUGCUCUCCCACAGUGUUCAGCUCUCCUGGAGAUGGACCCCACGCCGAGAAUCUAGUGGAAGUUUUAUGGACUUUUCUCUGUGUUCCUGUCAUCUGUUUUUGGGCACAGAGGGGGUGUCUUCCAAAAUAUGACCAUCCAGGAGGUCAUGGAGGCAAAGAGGUCAUCAACGGAGAACGCCUUUCUCAUAAAUGUGAGUGUUUGACAUUUUCACUCUCCUUGGCUGUCCGUGUGGUCUCCCGUUCUGAAGCACCUUUGGUUUUUAUCCGUCCGCAGAUAAAGACCCACAAGACGAGUGAGUUGUACGGCCCAGCGCAAAAUAUUUUGCUGGAGGAGAAGUACGAGUGGGUGUUACGGUUCCUGUGUCUGAAGGACCAACUUCCGGGCGGCCUAGGAGCUAAAUUCUUUUUCUUUGUGUCAACGCCCAACCCUUGCAAGAACUUGAACAAUUACUUUCAAGAGGCAUGGAAGGCAAUGGGCCUGCCAGGAUGUCCGACCUUCACAGACGUGAGAACGUCCAUCGCCAGUCAUGUCAAGUUCACGCAUGCUCCUGAGAACCGCCUGAAGCUUUGCAAAUUUAUGUGCCACGAUGUCCGCACGGCGGACAAGUUUUACGUCACCAACCUCACUGCCAAGCAGGCAGUUGAACACAGAAGGCUGUUUGAGGCAGCACUGGAGGGUCCGGAGAGGUCGCCGGCAUCAAAAGACAUACCAAAACGCAGACGCCAGGUCGCCUCAAAGGAUCACCCUCGAAAAAAGCGUAAACUGUUGGAGUCCGAACUCAGCUCUGGCAGCACCACUCCCGAGUAUGACCAAGUGACUUACCAGGAGUCGGGUGUGUCUAGCGUAGAGGACAGCCAGGGUGAAUCUGAGCCAACCAAACCCAGCCAAGACGUCGAGGCCGAGAGAAGAGGCUAGGAAGAUGAGGCGUCGGAACACGGACAGUUGAAAAGGCAAAGGAGACCGAUCGUCCUAUUGACGCCCCUGAAGUCGGCUUUAAGAAAAAACAUUUCAUUCUCUCAGCUGUCCCCGCUGAAAGUGAAAAAGUCUGUCGUCUCAACUUCUCUGUCACUUGUUGGAAUGGGGCGAUAAAGACUUCAAAGAAAAUGCGCAAAGGACUUAAUGGAUAAAUGGAGGAAGAGAAACAAGAAGUGAACUUUUGAACUUAUGUUUUUUUAUUUCCUUCAUUUCAGGUGCCUUUUCCAGUUUGUUGACUGUGUUUUGUACAUGCAUACUGUAUGCUUAUAACUUACUGUUUUACAUAUUUAUUCUUAUUUAAAUGUAAAGCGUUCAUUUGUGUGUGACUUGUUUUUUAUUUUUAAUAAACUUUGGCGAUUGCAAUUUAACAUUUUUGUUGUUGUUUUUAAUGGUCAUCAAUAAUUUUUUCAAAGCUUAAAUUAAGUAAAACCCACGGUAUAUUGCACAGAAUAACUAAUUUAUAUAUUAUGUGUGUGUUACAGCUUUGUGACAUCUUUAUUAUGCUUAAAAAUGGUGUGUCCAUUAGCUACCUAUGGGAGCCGUGCCAAAAAUGUUACGUGUGGCAUGUACAUUCGUAACUUAUUUAAUGGGACCCUCAUAGGUAAAUAAUGGACAAAGCCUAUUAAGGGUCAUUAUAAGCCUAAGUAAGGAUUUAUAUAGCUUUAACUAACAGUAGAGUGAAUGAGAGGCUUAGCCCUUCACAAUGGCGUGCAUUAAGGCUCAUAGAUGUGCUCCAGAAGCUUAAAAAUAGUGUGUCCAUUAGCUACCUAUGGGAGCCGUUCCAAAAGUGUGUGAGACUCAGUUUGGCAAUUACCUGUUUAUUACAGCUUUGUAACAUGGUUAUUAUGCUCAAAAUGACAAUACAUUUGUAACUUAUUUAAUGGGACCCUCAUAGGUAAAUAAUGGACAAAGCCUAUUAAGGGUCAUUAUAAGCCUAAGUAAGGAGUUAUAUAGCUUUAACCAACAGUAGAGUGUAUGAGAGGCUUAGCCCUUCACAAUGACGUGCAUUAAGGCUCACAGUUGUGCUCCAGAAGCUUAAAAAUGGUGUGUCCAUUAGCUACCUAUGGGAGCCGUGCCAAACGUGUCCGUGACUCAGUUUGGCAAUUACCUGUUUAUUACAGCUUUGUAACAUGGUUAUUGUGCUCAAAAUGACAAUACAUGUGUAACUUAUUUAAUGGGACCCUCAUAGGUAAAUAAUGGACAAAGCCUAUU
Triplophysa rosa is the source of this 3049-nucleotide messenger RNA. RefSeq lists its product as uncharacterized. The transcript is spliced from 3 exons. Lineage: Eukaryota; Metazoa; Chordata; Actinopteri; Cypriniformes; Nemacheilidae. The record is from RefSeq and is a predicted model, not a curated record. The coding region runs from base 830 to 1777 and encodes 315 amino acids.